AGAAAUGUUUCUUACGACGACAUGACAAUCCCAACGGACGUGUUUCUUAAGUUUUGGAAGAAGUAAUAGAAGUCUUUGCUUCCGACGUUCCUGCAACAAUGGAUGGACUGGCGACUAGAGAACGUGACUUCAGGCGAUGCCUGGCCCUGAUGGUACUCUUACAGUACGUCCUGACAAUCACGCCCCCUGCCGACGCACAGGUGACACGCACCGUCACGGCAACGCCUGCGUCACCAGGCAACUUCACCGCAUCGUCUGCGUUGCCAGGCAACGUCACCGCAUCGUCUACGUUGCCUGGCAACGGCAACGCCACGUCUAACCGGCCGGACAACAUCAACGCCACGCAGAGUCAGCGACUCGGAAACUUCACAACUACCAAUCUGCGUUCGAUUUCGUUGCCUAGCAACGUCACCAAUUCUACAACGAUGAACCCUGGCAACAACACCGACAUUGCAACGACGUCUUCGUUGCCUAGCAACGAUACCAACGCAACAACCGUCAACCCAACAAUGUUUUCAAACAACACCAACCUGACGACGGUGCAAUCUGCGUUGCCUGGCAACAACACCAACCUGACGACGGUGACUCCGUUGCUAGGGAACGGCACGUCGAUGACGUCGCUCUUCCCUCAUGUGAACGCAACCAAUGGCACAGCUGGAAGCGACGCCUUGCCCCCCUUACAGUGGGACUGGUCAGUUAUCGGAGUUAUCGUCGCCUGCAGCGUGCUCGGGUUUCUCCAGUUACUCCUCCUCGGCCUCUGCUGCUUUCUCUGGGUUCGGAAACGCAAGAGUUCGGCGCUGAAAAUCGGCUCCAAGGAAUCCCUGAGGCCGAGAGACGAAAGCGACAAGGACGCCAGGCGGAAAAGCAUCAUGAAAAGCACCAAAGACGGGUCAAGAGAUAAGAGGUAUGUUUAA
Branchiostoma belcheri (Belcher's lancelet) is the source of this 914-nucleotide messenger RNA. RefSeq names its product Y' element ATP-dependent helicase YEL077C-like. Bases 99 to 914 code for a protein of 271 amino acids. The record is from RefSeq and is a predicted model, not a curated record. The transcript has 2 exons. NCBI's taxonomy places the organism in Eukaryota, Metazoa, Chordata, Leptocardii, Amphioxiformes, Branchiostomatidae.